Messenger RNA from Colletotrichum graminicola M1.001, 489 nucleotides. RefSeq lists its product as uncharacterized. The record is from RefSeq and is a predicted model, not a curated record. The coding region runs from base 1 to 489 and encodes 162 amino acids. NCBI's taxonomy places the organism in Eukaryota, Fungi, Ascomycota, Sordariomycetes, Glomerellales, Glomerellaceae. The transcript is spliced from 2 exons.
AUGAAGUCUAGCGUUGGAGGAGUCUCGCAACGCCCUGAAAAUGUUGAGCGCACUGCGGCAGUCUUCAAGAUCGAGAAUCUUUAUGCUGGAGGCCAACCGAACUCACAGUGGAACUAUGUCAGGUUUGAUGUCCAGAUCACCGGCGGGGCAGCCUUUACCGAGUGUUCCAUCGCUACCAACACCGGGCCGAAAGUGCCUACAAUUGAGAAGACGGACUGCAGAAACGCUGAAGCUGUCAACAGGGCCAUUAAAUGGAGCAUCGAUCCAAUGGGAACUGGUAUGAUGCAUUUCAACGUCUGGUGGGAGUUCACAAGCCACGCUCACCUGUAUGGCGGUGUGCAUAUGUACCAGUCAUGGUUCAAAGAGUGGACGAUACAGGAUGGUAGCAAGUUGCAGGAAUACGUCGGUCCACGCAACUUUACUCUGGAUACUACGAUGAGCCCAACCCAGCCAGGGAAGAAGAGAGAUAUGGAGGGAAAUCACGUAUGA